UCACAUCCCCCCAUACAACCAUCCAUCCGUGAGCUGUGUCAAGGGUUAUAUUCCGUGGCGAAGAGCGCCAGAGAUGUAGCGAGCACUGGGACGCCUGCUAAUAGAGACCCAUCUGGUGCAUCGCCAUCAUCAUCACCAUCACCACCACCACUAUCAUCAUCAUCAUUAUCACCGCCACCACCACCACCAUCAUCUUUGCUCACUGGUGUCGCAUCCGUAUACAUUUUGGUCCCUCUUUCGUCAGCUCUCAAGCUGUUAUUUUUGGUCCCAAUUUUCUCAUGUGCAUAAAUUCUAAGCGAAUCCCGGACGCUAUUUCGACUUAGGCGCUUAUUUGCCGUGUGCGCGUGCACAGUGAUAUUGUUGCGUUUGCUUUUCCUUGUUCAUUGGCGGCGGACGGCGGGGAGGGCAUGUACGACAAGCGGCGCUUCGUGCGUUAUGGUGAAGACAAGUCGGAUGUUAGUCGGCGAGACGGAGUCGGCGACAGAACUGCCUGACCCCCGCACGGUUGUCCAAACGCCAUGGACGACGCGGCGUUGCUUGAAGAUGGCCCCGAGACGGCAGAGCCGCUGACACACGAGUACUGCGAGAGGAUCGUCAUCAACGUGUCGGGACUGCGCUUCGAGACGCAGCUCAAGUCGCUCGACCAAUUCCCGGACACCCUCCUGGGCAACCCCAGCAAGAGGUCGCGCUACUUCGACCCACUGCGCAACGAGUACUUCUUCGACAGAAACCGGCCAAGCUUCGACGCCAUCCUCUACUACUACCAGUCCGGCGGGCGGCUAAGGCGCCCGGUCAACGUCUCCAUCGACGUGUUCAGCGAGGAGAUCAAGUUCUACGAGCUCGGCAACGAGGCCAUGGCCAAGUUCCAGGAAGACGAGGGCUUCAUCAAGGAGGAGGAGAAGCCGCUGCCGUCGGACGAGUUCCAGCGGCAGGUGUGGCUGCUGUUCGAAUACCCCGAGAGCUCCAACCCGGCCAGGGGAAUUGCCAUCGUUUCCGUACUGGUCAUUCUCAUCUCCAUCAUCAUAUUCUGCCUCGAGACUCUGCCUGAAUUCAGGGACGAGAAGGAACAGAAAUUUCUCCCAGCAAAGGACAUCAAUGGCACACAGGUAAAAAUUAUGCAUGGCAGCUCUUUCACUGAUCCAUUUUUUAUUGUGGAAACCAUUUGCAUCAUUUGGUUUUCCUUUGAACUGCUGGUGAGGUUUUUUGCGUGCCCCAGCAAACCAGGAUUUUUCAAAAGCAUCAUGAACAUCAUUGACAUCGUGGCCAUUCUGCCCUACUUCAUUACCCUUGGCACCGAGAUGGCCAAGCACCAAGGGAGUGGCCAGCAGGCCAUGUCACUGGCGAUUUUGAGGGUGAUCCGGCUGGUGCGAGUGUUCCGGAUAUUCAAGCUGUCCAGGCACUCCAAGGGCUUGCAGAUUCUGGGCCAGACUUUGAAGGCGAGCAUGAGAGAGCUGGGCCUUCUCAUAUUUUUCCUCUUCAUCGGCGUCAUCCUCUUCUCCAGCGCCGUAUACUUUGCCGAGGCCGACCACCAAAACUCGGAGUUCCGCAGCAUCCCCGACGCCUUCUGGUGGGCCGUCGUAACCAUGACGACGGUGGGCUACGGCGACAUGCGUCCCGUGACGGUGGGUGGCAAGAUCGUGGGCUCGCUGUGCGCCAUCGCCGGCGUGCUCACCAUCGCCCUCCCCGUGCCCGUCAUCGUCUCCAACUUCAACUACUUUUACCACCGCGAGACGGACAACGAAGAGCACGCGAACUACCUGCACGUCUCAAGCUGCUCGCACCAGGAGGAGAGCAGAAAGAGCAGGAGCCCGUCCAUGAGCAGGUCCGAAUACAUGGAGAUGGACGACGGUCUGAGCAACGACGUUGACUUCAAGGUGAAGAUGCCCCUCAAGCCCAACAACUGCGCGCCGCUCAACCACAACUGCAUCAACAGAAACGUCGAGACCGAUGUCUGACGCCCUGCCUCCGAGUCACCACGAAAUGCCUUUAGUUCAUUUUUGCAGCAGCAGACCUUUGUUGCCGUCGUUUGAGUUUUACAGCACAAUCUUGGAGACGCACUCGGCAACAACUGACCCUCUUUUUUUUUGGUUUUCGCCAAACUAACCCAACGGACCAAAACGGUGCGUUCAUCAAUAUUCCGGAGGCCUGUCCAAAUCUUGAUCGGCUGCGAAGAACCGGCAGCAGGGCACCGCCGAGUUUUAAACACUUCACGAAACGCGGCUCCUGCAACGUCCGCAACGAGUGAAAUCGCAGUGGACUCCUGUUGUUGUGCUGCGUUGCUUUUGCGAUGAAUGUGUACAAACUUUGCUUAACCUGUCACGCCACCCCGCUGUCGCUACACUUUAACGGUCGAGUGGAAAUUGGAGUCACGUGGUAAAUAAAUGUUUUCAAAUCAAGUUUAUGUCUGUGAACGUAAGUGUUUCCGUGUACAUAGUUGUCAAUGUGGCGUUAUUUUGGGAGGAGGUUCGCAGCCAAAACUAAUCCACCCACCUACCUUUUGCUGUGCACCAUGCAACGACAUGAAGUGCAAACGCGACCAUUCCUUCGUAGAGGUGGGAUUCACAGCUAUGCACCUCCUCCCACAAUGAAGCUGGGUUCAUGGCUACAGAUGGGUGAUAAGUUUUAAUGCAGAUUUGGGAUGAGCUAAAUGUUGGCUUUAUGACAAAAUGCAAUAGCGUGUAUAAAGUAAUGUUAAAUAAAGGUUAUUAGUCCCCCACGUUUAUCUGCGAGGGCAUGAAUGUGGAGGAAAUACAUUUCCAAUUUGCAAUGACGUGGCACUUUUGUUUGCGUGUGCCUGCACUGUGAAAGCAGACGUAAUAUUAAUUACCGCUCUGUAUUAUUUAAUCGCACAAUUUUAUUACUUGAACAUAACAAUUUUUAUUCAAAUGUGUCAAUUUCUAGACGGCACUGUCACUUACACGCACCUCACAUUGCCAUACAGUUAAAUGUUUACUGCUUUGAUUUACAUAAAUCACAGCAGCAAACGUGCAAUUAGGGAUGGGUGCUUUGUCAAAAUGAUUGUAUUAACCAUUAAAAUUAGAACUCGCAUUUCAUCAGCAAUAAGAAUGUAUAAUUUCACUCUUUAAAUUAAAGAGUAAAUCGCGAACGCAUUACUUAAGCAAUUUUUCAUAAGUAUCAAUGUGUCAUAUGGUUUAUCCUCCUUAGUAUACUAAAAUACAACUUUUUCCGUUUAUACCGUAAUUCAUAUAAUAAGUCACCCACCCCUGAUGUGCCUACAUUUCUUAAUUUCCGGCCAGUGCAGUGGUAAAAACAUUGUUGUAGUCUUCAACCAUAACUUAAACACACCAAGAUGAAUUUAGGUCUGCCGUGUGAAAAAAAAUAAAAAUAUUGAUCCCUUUUAUUUUAGGGAGUGCUAAAAUUCCAAGGAGCUUACUUUUUUUUUUAAUCCUAAAUUUUAUUUGACAAACUGCAUGAAAUAUAGUGCACCUGAGUGUGUGUGCGUGCGAGCAUGUGUGUGUGUGCCCACGCGUGUGUGUGCCAUCAGAGCACCUGUGAGGCCUCACUCUGUGGUGGGCAUUAUAUAGCCCUCUCAUCUUAUAUUAUUGUUUUGUAUUUGGUUACGUUUGUUUAAACCCAGUUCACCUAUCCCUGAACCAUUACCCUUGACUUCACCGCCUUAACGAGCAAUUUUCCAGGACUUGAUGUAUGUCACGGUGCGGUAAUUUAGGUUACCACAAUCAAUAAAUCAGUGGGGAAUAAAUAUAUAAAACCAAUCUGCAAAAGACAAAACUGUGAAAAUUGUGACUUUUAUUUGACCAAGUUUUUGAUAAAAUGCGCAUUUGGAAGCUAAGCUCAUACAAGUAAAGAAUUUCCACCUCUUGUAGGAUUCCCAGGAAUUCAUGACAACAAGUACCAUCGUUUUAAAAUAGUCCCAUCCAAUGACAAAAGGUCAUUCGGUGAUGCACCUACACUACAUUAUUUUAUAUCAUCCACCUGAACGUAUGUGGCUUUCAAGAAUUAAUAUCACCAGCCCUCAUAAUGAUGGAUGCAUUGUUCAACCUGUCUGAGGGGUUAAACACUUAUUUCACCAUAGCGAGAGCCCCCAUUGGUGAUUGAACCUAAAUCAAAAUUGGCAUGAAGAGGCGCAAACAAGAUAUACUCACUCAACUUUGUAGAUGAUGACUCACCGGAUAUAUCUUAACAGUGUGGGUGGCUUUGGGUGUCCACACAGAGAUUGCUCGGUGAUGUUUCCAAUAUGGAUACAAGCUGGCUCAGCCGCUCAGGGGAUUUUGACUUCAACAAAUAUUUGCAAUUCUCACCGCUAUGUAUGUUUUUUUGACGUGAGUUUCGAGUCUUACCCGAGCUCAUCCACCAGAGCGGCAGCGGCGUUGACGGCUCUGCGUGUUGCUCGUCGGGGACCGCGACAAUGUAAUUAAUGUCCGGCAGCACUACUAACAAUCAGGAGAAAUUGGCUUUGCGAUGCCCUGCCAACUAUUCAUCAUGCCUCAGAAUGGAGUUUAAAAUCAUUUCAUGCCUCGCUAAGCCCUGUUUUAUUUCAUUUUUUUCUCUUACAACAAAGACCCGCGGAUGCAUACGGAGAAAGAAAAAAAUACACGCGUGUUCGUGUUGCAGCGGGUAAAGGCGAUAUUUCUGUGAGGUCUCAUUUACCACGUUAAUUUGAAAUCCGUAUUCAAAAUGUGAUUUUUUUUCUUUUGUGGAAUAUGUCCUUUUAAUAUACACUGUACUGUAUAUUGUUGUUGAAGCGUUGGUGGUAUGAUAUUUAUUCAUGAAGCAUUGGGCUAUGCCUCUAAAAACAUUUAUUUGCUGAAAUGUAAACAAAGGAUUGGCACACUUCGCUUGGGGAAUCCGGCGACCUGAGCUCAAUUCCCAGGCACAGUUCAUGUUUUGUGGCGAGUGAUAUCUGAACGAGUCUUGCCCCCCCCCCCCAUCAGCAAUCUGCGCUGACCAGCGUGAUGAAGUAUGUACGAGUCUUGCCCCCCCCAUCAGCAAUCUGCGCUGACCAGCGUGAUGAAGUAUGUAUAAAACAAGCCUCAUGACCAACACGGCGUGAUGAAGCCUUCAUCCAGAGGUGGAUUGAUAAAUAGCAUGUAAGAAAACAAAGUAUAUCCCAUCCUAGCUCAUGCUAUUUACGUCACAGGAGCUCUUCCGGAGUGAACCCCCCCCCCCAUACACUUGCACAUGUUAAACGUGCGACAUGGGACACGUUGCUAGGAUGACAAAUGGCGUGGCAUUUAUUGGACCGUUUUGAGGACCAAAGGUGAAGCUUUAUCAAAACAUCACAAUGAGCAGUGCGAAGAGGGGAGGAGAGCUUACACCCAGUCGUUUUUUUUUACAAUAUGAAUUGGCUUUCAAAAGUCAGGAGAAAGCCUCGAUUUUUUUUUGUCUUCUUUGGGUGCGCUCAGCGAAAAAAAAAUAUUUUCCGUCAAUUAAAAAUUUCCAUCGUCAAAAUCCAUAGUUUAAGUUGAACAUGCCUUACUGUGUGUGGGUGUGUGCUUUGUGUGUUAGGUUGAUAUUGAUGUUCGAUAGCAAUGCAUCAGAAAUAAGCAAACGGAUACUGUACACAUUUGCAAUGGCCUUAUAAAGAUGUAUGGGGAGUUUUGUGUCAAGGGAUCUUUUAUUAAUAUCGUUGUAUUUUCGAGUAAUUUCAGGCUGUCAUUCAAUGUGGCACCAUUGUGUUUUGUGUAAUAGAUACGAGCUUAACUGUUAUGAGAUAUUGGGUGAAGAGAAAGGACGAAUAAUCAUAUCAAAAUCGAGUUGAGAAUUAAUGUUUUGCAAUUGUAACAUGAUUCUCAAAGUAAAAUGUUUUGCCAGCUCUGUCAAUGUGUGUAUGUGUAUGAACGUAGUGAUUGGUAUGUUUAAUUAAAACGAAGAUUCGUUCAUGUCA
Messenger RNA from Petromyzon marinus (sea lamprey), 5866 nucleotides. Its product is annotated as potassium voltage-gated channel subfamily A member 3-like. Gene Ontology annotation, biological process: action potential; potassium ion transmembrane transport; protein homooligomerization. NCBI's taxonomy places the organism in Eukaryota, Metazoa, Chordata, Hyperoartia, Petromyzontiformes, Petromyzontidae. The record is from RefSeq and is a predicted model, not a curated record. Gene Ontology annotation, molecular function: protein binding; delayed rectifier potassium channel activity. Gene Ontology annotation, cellular component: membrane; voltage-gated potassium channel complex.